Ahaetulla prasina is the source of this 5839-nucleotide messenger RNA. It is a transcript of the gene TOPAZ1, whose product is annotated as testis and ovary specific TOPAZ 1. NCBI's taxonomy places the organism in Eukaryota, Metazoa, Chordata, Lepidosauria, Squamata, Colubridae. The transcript is spliced from 21 exons. Gene Ontology annotation, molecular function: metal ion binding. The coding region runs from base 1 to 5577 and encodes 1858 amino acids. The record is from RefSeq and is a predicted model, not a curated record. Gene Ontology annotation, biological process: spermatid development; spermatocyte division.
AUGGAAACUGGAAUUGGACAGACAACAUCUGUGAUAGAUAACUCUAAAAAAAAUGAAAGUAGGGAAAGUGAACAAUUGUUCUCUUUGCUGUUUCCAGUAAAAUCUCAUAAUUUAAGUAAGCAAUACAUUCCUACUUCUGAAACAGUCAUAAAAGAUAAGGAUCAACAGAACCAGAAUAUUGUCUCUGAGGAAAGAGAGAAGAGAAGUUGCCAUAAUACAGAGAUGCUGGUCAGUUGUGACUACAAUCUGAACAUUAAAUUGGAGGAUGAGGUUUUGAUAAAAGGAAGAGAAUCAAAGAAGAGAGUAUCAAGUGUGAUGAAAAGGAAACAUGAUGUUGCUUUGCAAAAUACACUGCAAUCAGAAGGUAGGAAAAGAAGGCGUAGGAGUUCUUCAUUGGAAGUGGGAUCUCAAGGAGACACUGUCAUAGAAAAAACAUAUACUAAUUCUUUACUAGAACAUGAAGAAAAAACACAAAGUUUCACAGAAAAUGCAAAGAAUUUAAAGAAAAAAUGCAAACAUUCUUUGAUAAUGAAAAGGUUACACAAGGAGAUGGAAACUGUAACUGAAAAGGAUGAGACUUCAGUAAUAAUUGAGUUAGGCUCUGAAAAAGUAUCAGGCAACCUGCAGAAAAGCCACAGCCAUAUAUCCUCGGAAUCAAAACUUGAGCAUAAAACGUGGAAUUUUAGGAAGAGAAUUAAACCAAUUUGGCCAGAACAAAGGCAGAACAGAAGUAAAAAAGUCAAAAGAAACAUAACAGAGAAGCAUGGUACUUCAAGAAGUAAUGUAAAAGAAGAAAUAAAUAGGAUGGUAACACAAAUAUUUUCAAAAUCAAAUAUAUAUAUAAGUGAUGGUGAAAAACAAAGUUGGAAGUUCGAAAGAAGUAUUACAGACAUUGUGGAAUAUAGCCAACAGAUUUCAGAGAAGAAAAUAACUAAAGAACAAAUGGAUUGUGUACCUAAAGAGAAGCUGUUAGUUACCAAAACAGAGGGAACUCAUAAAGAAGAGAAAGAUGGAAAGGAUGAAAUUGUGUCUUCAACUGACCUUGAAAAAGAAAUCAAAACAUUUAGAGAAGAUACCCUUGAGAUUUUAAGUAGACAAUAUGGAAGGCUGCCAUAUACAAUUCUGAAUACUUUAAAGAACUGCAAUAUAGAGACAGCAUUAGAACAGUUUGCAUGUCUACUAAUAACUGAGGCAAAUGUAAUCAAGAACAAAAAUUCUGUUAAACUUUGCUUUUGGAAGCAGACUAAAAAAUAUUGUAACACUAUUUUUUCUAUCACAAAUUCUGCAUGUCCAGAAAAUUUUGACAUAAGAAUACUUGAAAAGAAAAUUGAAAAAAGCACAUUGGUGAAGUAUCAGAAUGAAAGAUUUGAAUGGCUUCCUAUGUACAAUUUUCUGCCCUGCAAAAAGAGUCUAGUAAUAAAAUCAUUUGAUCGUUGUUACAUUAAGACUUUGUUACAACCUACAGGUAUUGAGCCUCAAAGCUAUAAAAUUAAUUGCGGAUCUCUGCAUACUGCAUUUGAUCAAGGAAAAUCCCUAUCUUCCAAGGGUAUGGGACAGAAAGAACUUUAUAGUAUCCCCAAUGUUAUAAAUGAUAUAAAGUUAAUCACACAAAAAGACAUUUUGGUUUCAAGAGAAAUGUUCCAACAUACUAAAAGUCAAAAUGGAAAGCAAAUCAAAGAAAAUAAAUUGUCCAUGGAUUUUAAAAAGCCAGGCAAAAAAAUAAAAAUGCCAGAGGACCUAGAAUCAUCAGUCAUGAAAGUUCUCAUAAAUGAGGAUAUUUCCACUGAACAUGGAAUACCAAUAGAAGAAAAUACUGUUGCCAUAGAUUCUGCAGUAAUUUCAGAAAAACCAGAUGAUAAUGAAGCAAGUAUUUUACCUUUCCUUGAUUGUAUACCUGAUAUUAGUCUAGAGCUGCCUUCUCAAAAUCAAGUUGCCACCAUGUCUAGCAAUGAAACAGCAGUCCAAGAGCACUUCAUUGCAUACGGUUACAGUAUUUUUGAGAAACCGAUAGUUCUUGAAACAGACAAGAAUGAAUUAAAAGAAAUAGAGGCAUUUAUUGACUUCAGUAAAAUGGAUGAAAAGAAAUCCAUAGCGGAGACACUGAAUAUUGAAAAAAGUAUGAUCCGUAAUAGUAAUACUGCUCCCUACAUGAAAAGAAAAAGGACAUGUAACAUAAAAAAAAAAAAAACUGGUAGGAAACUGCAACUGUCUAGCUGUCAAAGGGCAAUCCCAAUUAGUGGUAAAAAUAUAUGGCCUCGUGAAUCAUGCGCAAGGACAUCCUUGUGGGUUUGUAAAAAUCAUGCUUUAGAAUCACAUAGAGGAUAUUUAGAAGAUACUGAUUCAGUAACAAAAUGCAGCAAAUUGGAGGUCCAUAAACCAUUGGUAGAUAGUUGUAAAAUAUCUAUAAAUGCAAUGGAAUGUGUUGUUGAAAGUCCAUUUUCAGACUCUAUAAUGCAUAUAGGCAAGAUACUUUCACCUAUUACUGAGAAUAGGUUUUCUUACAAUGAUAUGGAAAGAUCUAAACAAAAUGCACUUGGUUCUGAAAUUGUAAAAUCAAAAGAAAUUUUGAAUUUAAGGAAAGAAGUCAAAGAAAAAAGUAUAAAUAUUCAGAAUAACUCAUUUGCAGGCAUUAGGAAAAAGAGGACAGAUAAUCCAAAAGCAUCAGUUACCAAACAAAAAACAGUGUUGAAAAAUUUGACAUCAGGAACUUUGUCAAAUUUCAAAAUUUCUUUACUUAAGGGUAAAAGUAAUUUUAGAAAACUAGAAACUGAAACAUCAUCCAAAAAAGAUACUGGCAAUUCUUCAAAUGUUUUAGAGAAUGCUCUUUCUCUAAAAGAAGCUAAAAUUAAAGUGGCUUCAUCUGACAAAAAUUCUUGCUCACAAAUCCAAUCAAAACAGGAAAACUAUAAGUUUGUACUAGAAAAAUACAUGCAUCAAUUCAACUGUGAUAUUUCUGAAAAUGUUUCUAAAAAGAGAAGAAUUUGUAAUAUUUUUGAGAAUACUUCACAUGAGAAUAAACUAAAAUCCCCAACUUUGGAUGCUACUCCUUUCUCUUUGAGUACUGAAAAUAUAGAGGAACUAAAUUCUGCUUUGGCCUACUUGGAUAAAAUUAAUGACAACAAUGAGUUGGCACAGAACAAAGAUGACAUUCGUGCAGAUAUUCUUAAGGCUUAUGAAAAUGAUAUUCUUGUAAUCGAUGUUAUUCAAGAUGAUCCUGACCUGUUUGGAGAUAAUGUUGAGCAAGAAGAUGACUAUGCAAAGAUUCAUAAUACUAAAAAGAUUUAUAGCAGUCACUUUUCAGAAAAAGAUCUGGAAUGGAAAUCAAAAUCUCAUUUGAAAUGCAUUAGAGACAGCCUCAUUCAAGAUUAUGAAACACUGAAAUUGAAUGAAAAUGCUGAUGGUUUGGUGAUACAAGGAGGAAUAUCAAAAUCAUCUCCUGAAGAUGGACAGCUGUCAGAACCGAAUAAACUUACCAAAGUUUUUGAUACAGAUGAAAAGUAUGAAUUUUCAAAGAAAUUGCUUCCUAUGCAAGAACAGAAAACAAAUGUUCAAGACUUUGCAAAAAUUGAGAAUACCCUAACAAUUGAACCUCUGAGCUGUGAUCAUCAAUUGGAAUUGUCAUUUCCUACUGUGAAGACCAUUGUUCCUCAACAGCAAGAGCCAGUACUAAAAUCAAGAAUGAAUGAUUUCAGAUUCCCAAGGAAAUAUCCUCAUUUGCCCUUAUCAACUACUAAUAGUUAUAAAAUCUGGAAAGGAGAAAAACAUCCAAGGACUAAUUUAGGAUUGACUUUACCUCGUGAAUACUGCAGAUAUCAUUUCAAUUCAUUGAAUGGCUGUAAGAAACCAAAAUGCCGGUUUUCGCACAUUCUUGUAUCAGGAGAUGAUAAGCUUUGCAAUGAAAUAAUUAAGAAAUAUAUAAGUAUUGGUGGCGUAGUUUUGCUGCAGCGGGCAGUACAUAUAUUCUCAGGUUACUGCAAAAAAGGUACUACCAUAUAUCACUUGGAUUUGCAAAUGUUUCAUGAUCUCCUAACAUCUUUGCUUCAGUCCUGUUUGCUGAAAGAACUUUUUCAUGUAGUGGACAUUGGCAUCAGGAUUAAAAUAUUACCAACUAUAGAUAUUCUAUUCAAAAUAUUUGAAGAAGUGGCUUUGAUGAAAAUAAAAGAGGCAGUACCUGAAUUAUCUGACAUCUUUCAUAAGCUUAUUGAUGCUGGAAUGGUUCUCGAACAUGAACAUAUUAGACAGAUCACCAACUUACUAAACCAGUUACAUGUUUCCAGUGAGGAAAUUGCUAUGCUUAGGUCCAGAUUUCAGGAAAGACAUUUUCACAAGGCCACCUUUUGUGAUUUUGAUUCAACAAUAGCAGCAUUUAAGCAUUGUAAAGAAAAAAAUGACUGGACUAAAUUGGGAACUUUGUAUGUUAAAGUGACAAGAGGGUGUAAAAAUGCUGAUUAUCUUGAAAAAUAUUCAUGGCAUGUAGCCACCAUACUAACCAGUUCAGUGAAGGAAGAAAAGCCAGGCAUUCCAUUUUGCGAAUUUGCAACUGCAGUUAACGUUGGUGGUCAUCGUGAUGAAAGAAACAUUUCUUCAUUAGGACGGAUUGGUAUUAGUGUCAUGUUUUCAUAUUACAAAGUACAGCAAUGGUCAAAGGCCAAGAAGGUUCUAGAUAUGUUUCAUAUCUUAAAGAUACGUUUCACACUUCUUAAAGGACUUCUUGAAUCACAGCAAUCAGUAUCAAGAUGUCAAGUUGUUAAUGUUGCUGUAGAAAUCUUUCUCAAAUGUGGGAAACUUGAUGGAGCAUUAUGGGUAUUGAGAGGGUCAGAAUGGAUAAUAAAUACAGCAGCAUGGCCUUGUGAAAAAAUGGAUGUCCUAAAUCGACAUAAUCUGCUAUGUACUGUAGCAUCUGAAUUAAUGACCAAAAAACGGUAUAAUGAAACAUUUGAAGUCUUAAAAAAUUUCCCAGGUUUUCAGAAUAUUUGUGACUCUCUGGAUGUAUCCCAGUAUGGCUUUUUGUUUAAUAAACUGCUAAGUGCUUGUUCAGAAAGCAGGAACAUUGAAAUAUCAUCUAUUGUAGUGUCAUUCAUGCUUGCAAGAAAUAUUCAUAUUGAAUUUAAUUUACUUCGAGCAUUAAUCACAGCACUAGGAAGAAACUGUUUGUGGAUUAAGGCCAGGAAACAUUAUAAAAGUGCUUUAGCAUUGGGUUGCUAUUCACCACCAGAAGGAAAUUUUUAUCGUAAACCUUUACUGAUUCCAUCUUAUAUGAGUGAAGUUGAAAUGCUGUUAGCAAUUGAAAUGUUUUUGGUUUCAAAUGCCAGUAGUAUUCAGAGUCCUGGAGCUUCCAAUCAAAUACUUCAAAUAGUAUUAAAAAGAUGUGAAGGUAACAGUAUUCCAAACAGUGAAAAAUAUCAGAAUGCUACAGAAAGACUGUUUCAAGCUGUUCAGAUAACUAAGCCAAAGCUUUUCAUAAAGCAUUUGAUAGUCAAUAUUAAUAAGGACCAAAUUUAUAGUUUGGAGCGUACUUCUGUACUUAAAUGGUUGAAAGAGAAUAUGAAAUGGGCAGGAAAAGCCUGGCUUUUUUAGUCAAGAUUUGGUUUCAGUAAUCAUUGCUUAAAAUAAAUAAAUAAAGAUUGUUUGUUGUUUUCAGACACUUAAUAAUUUGAUCUUUUGGUUUUUAACUUUAAAAAAACAAUUCAGAAUACAGCUUUUUAGGCAUGGUCAUUCAGAAGGGCAUGUUCUUUUUCUGUGUCAAAAUAUGCUCACAGUUCAGGGUUAGAAUUAGAGGUUUCAUAAUCUUUACCGUAUUUCAAAAACAAAGCUGCUGCCAGCAAAUAAUAAGUUUAUA